CUCAGUUUUUCCAGCCAUAGCCAAGGCUUCUGUGUGUUCUUCUCCAUCAUCAUCAUCAGUCUAAGCAAAAAUGUUAAGCUCUAAUAUUCAGAAGCUAAAUUCAACAAAACCCUUCUCUCUUUUGCCACCAAAACCUUCACUUUCUAGCCAUGGAAAAACUUCCUUCCCUACUCAUUAUAAGCAGAAGAAAUGUCUCCCAAAGAGAAACCCAGGCCUCAGCGUGCGAGCUAAUAUCUUUGAUAAGGCCAUAUCAGCUGUUAAACAUCACGCUGAAGCUAUUUCAGUGAAGGCAACUGUUAUUGUUAAACUAACAGUUGGAAAUGCUCUCACUAGUUUUGAUGAGCUCACAGAUAUCCUUGGUAAAAGUAUCCUUUUGGAACUUGUUAGUAACGAGCUUGAUCCCAAAACGGGGAAGGAGAAGGAUACGAUAAAGUCUUAUGCUCAUAUCCAUGUAGGAAUUCAGAAGCCUGGAGAGAUGCAGUUAGAUGCAAAUUUCAAGGUUGCACCUGAUUUUGGUGACGUUGGAGCCAUCCUGUUAGAGAAUGAACAUCACAGUGAAGUGUUCAUACAAAGCGUAGUUCUUGAAGGACUUCCUCAGGGUCCUGUUACUCUUUCUUGUAAUUCAUGGGCUCAUUCCAAAUAUGAUAAUCCCAAAAAGAGAAUUUUCUACGCUGACAAGUCUUACUUACCAGCCGACACACCAGAUGGAUUAAAGAAGUUUAGAGAGGAGGAAUUGGUAAAUCUGCGAGGAAAUGGUCAAGGAGAGAGAAAGAAAUUUGAAAGGAUCUAUGACUACGAUGUAUAUAAUGAUCUUGGAGAUCCAGAUUGCAUAUUAGGAGAGAUUAGAAGGCCUGUUCUUGGUGGCAAAGAACACCCAUAUCCCAGGCGUUGUAGGACAGGACGUCCUCCCACCAAAAAGGAUCCAUUAAGUGAAUCAAGAUGUCUUGCUAUAUAUGUACCAAGGGAUGAGUGUUUUUCUGAAGUGAAGGGAGCUACAUUUGGUAUAAAUUCAUUAAAAUCAGCGUUGCAUGUGUUGGCGCCACUGAUAGAGAAUGUAAUUGUCGAUAUCAAGGAAGGAUUCCCAUACUUUACUGCCAUAGACCAGCUAUUUAAGGAAGGAAUGGAACUGCCCGAAGGCGCUGGGGAUCUUCAGACAAUAUUACCAAGAACUGUCAAAGCCCUUAAGGAUGGUGAAAAUAACGUCUUGCGCUUUGAGCCUCCUGAAUUGUUUGAGAGAGACAAAUUUUCUUGGUUCAGAGAUGAAGAAUUUUCUCGUCAAACUAUUGCCGGCCUCAAUCCAUAUGGCAUACAGUUAGUUACGGAAUGGCCUCUGAGGAGCAAACUUGACCCUAACAUCUAUGGUCCUGCUGAAUCAGCAAUCACAGAGGAAAUAGUCCAAAAAGUAAUAGGAGGAUACAUGACUGUUGAACAGGCUUUUAAGCAGAAGAGGCUAUUUAUAAUUGAUUACCAUGAUUUGCUAUUACCAUAUGUGGCAAAAGUAAGAGAGCUUGAAGACACCACAUUAUAUGGUUCCAGGACUCUGUUCUUCCUUGUGGAUGAUAGCACAUUGAUGCCUGUUGCUAUCGAACUCACUCGCCCAAAAAUCGGUGACAAGCCACAAUGGAAACACGUGUUUACACCAGGCCAUGACGCCACUAGCUGUUGGCUAUGGAGGUUGGCUAAAGCACAUGCCGUUGCUCAUGACUCAGGCAUCCACCAACUUGUAUCUCACUGGCUGAGGUCACAUUGCUGUACAGAGCCAUACAUAAUUGCAGGUAGUAGACAACUCAGUGAAAUGCACCCCAUCUUUAGACUUCUAAAACCUCAUUUCCGAUACACAAUGGAAAUUAAUGCUCUUGCUCGAACUCUGCUCAUCAAUGGAGGUGGAAUCAUUGAAAGAUCAUUCUCUCCUGGCAAGUACUCCAUCGAGCUUAGCUCUGUUGCUUAUGACAAGCUCUGGCGCUUCGAUACACAAGCAUUGCCUGGUGACUUGAUCAGCAGGGGAAUGGCAGUUGAGGAUCCUACAGCAAAGCAUGGCCUGAAGCUAGCAAUUAAAGACUACCCAUUCGCUAAUGAUGGUCUGAUGCUUUGGGAUGCAAUUAAGGAAUGGGUCACUGAUUAUGUGAACCACUACUACCCAGAAGCCAGCCAGAUCAAAUCUGACAGCGAACUUCAAGCAUGGUGGGAAGAAGUUAGAACUGUAGGCCAUGGAGACAAGAGGGAUGAACCAUGGUGGCCUGUCCUGAACAGCAAAGAAAACUUGAUCCAAGUUUUGUCAACCGUAAUUUGGACAACUUCAGGUCAUCAUGCAGCUGUGAACUUCGGCCAAUAUGCGUUUGCUGGGUACUUCCCCAACAGGCCAACCAUUGCUAGAAAGAACAUGCCAACUGAGGAUCCAAUAGAGGAGGACUACGAACGCUUCUUGCAGAAACCAGAAAAAACACUAUUAGAAAUGUUCCCUUCACAGCUGCAAGCAACUUUAGUGAUGGGUACUUUGGAUGUUAUAUCAAGUCAUUCACCUGAUGAGGAGUACAUUGGAGACACUUGGGAACCAUAUUGGGUAGCAGAUCCUACCAUUAAAGUUGCCUAUGAAAAGUUCCAUGCCAAACUGAAGGAGCUUGAAGCUACUAUUGAUGAAAGGAAUCGUGAUCCGAAGAACACAAAUAGAGGUGGAGCUGGAGUUGUUCCCUAUGAACUCUUGAAGCCAUACUCUGAAGCUGGGGUCACAGCAAAGGGUGUUCCAAAUAGCAUUUCAAUCUAAGUUCCUUCUAGUGAGCAAAAAUAAUUGAUAAUUGGCGUAUAUUGUUGAUUAAUAUGUGGUAUUAAGCUCCAUGUUGUAUGAAAUUUGGGUUGUAUCCGUGAAAUAAACUUAUCUGUUGUUGCAUUCUGGUUGGGAAAGUUGAUGUUUCUUAUCAAUUAAUAAAAGAAUAAAAAGUUGUGCA
Molecule: messenger RNA, 2942 nt
Organism: Manihot esculenta (cassava)
Lineage: Eukaryota; Viridiplantae; Streptophyta; Magnoliopsida; Malpighiales; Euphorbiaceae
Product: linoleate 13S-lipoxygenase 2-1, chloroplastic
Exons: 9
Coding region: 71-2761 (896 amino acids)
Biological process (GO): lipid oxidation
Molecular function (GO): metal ion binding; oxidoreductase activity, acting on single donors with incorporation of molecular oxygen, incorporation of two atoms of oxygen; protein binding
Source: RefSeq, a predicted model, not a curated record